Molecule: messenger RNA, 7938 nt
Organism: Penicillium nucicola
Lineage: Eukaryota; Fungi; Ascomycota; Eurotiomycetes; Eurotiales; Aspergillaceae
Product: type I polyketide synthase
Exons: 5
Coding region: 1-7938 (2645 amino acids)
Biological process (GO): secondary metabolite biosynthetic process; fatty acid biosynthetic process
Molecular function (GO): phosphopantetheine binding; fatty acid synthase activity; 3-oxoacyl-[acyl-carrier-protein] synthase activity
Source: RefSeq, a predicted model, not a curated record
AUGCGUCCUUCGUCAAUAGACAGUGAUGUCAGUGACCAACCCAUUGUUCCUGAUGCCCUGGAGCCCAUUGCUAUUGUCGGUCUUGCAAACCGAUUCCCCCAACAAGCCUCAAAUACUCAAGAUCUAUGGGAGCUGCUUCUAGAAUCCCGCUCAACAUGGUCAUCGAUACCCAGAGAGAGGUUCAAUUCAGAUGCCUUUUACCACCCUGACCCCGAACACGGAGGAACGUUUCAAGUUCAAGGAGGGAAUUAUCUCUUCGAAGACCCCGCCUACUUUGAUGCGUCGUUCUUCAAUAUCACAAAAAGUGAACUCUUGAGUCUAGACCCUCAGCAGCGGUUGGUUAUGGAAAAUGUGUACCAUGCUUUGGAAAACGCAGGUAUUCCCAUGUCCAGUGCUGUUGGAUCCAAUACCUCUGUUUUUGUCAGCGGGUUCAAUCAUGACUACCUCGGUAUCCUCAACUCGGACCCUGAGACGUCUCUUAAAUACAAACCCACUGGUGUCACAAACGCAAUCCUGUCAAACCGUGUCAGCUGGUUUUUUGACUUCAAAGGACCAAGUAUGACUAUAGACACUGCUUGUUCUAGUAGCUUGGUGGCAUUACAUCUCGCUGUGCAGAGUCUCAGGUCUCGAGAGACCGACAUGGCCAUCGUGAGCGGCGUGAGCAUUCUCAAGAACCCGGUGGAAACCAUCGGCAUGAGUCACCAUGGUCUUCUAGGACCUCAAGGGCGCUCCUUUAGCUUUGACUCACGGGCUGAAGGAUAUGCAAGAGGGGAGGGGGUCGGAACAGUUGUUUUAAAACCCCUCCAUUCUGCAAUUCGGGAUGGUGACUCUAUUCGCGCAGUCAUUCGUGAAACAGGAGUCAACCAGGAUGGCCGCACAUCAGGAAUCACAGUGCCCAGUUCGGAAGCCCAAGAAAGACUUAUUCGCGAGGUCUACUGGAGAGCCGGCCUUGAUGUUGAGGCUACGAGAUUUGUCGAAGCCCAUGGUACGGGAACAAGCACCGGAGAUCCAAUUGAGGCCGGCGCUCUUGCACGCGCAUUCAAGUGCCGGAGAGAUACUCCGCUCUAUAUUGGGGCCAUUAAAUCUUCCAUUGGACAUCUGGAAGGAGGCUCCGGAGUAGCAGGUAUUAUCAAGGCUAUCCUAACCCUCGAAUCCGGCAUAAUCACGCCGAACUAUGACAUGAAGCAAGUCAACCCAAAGAUCCCUGCGACAGAAUGGGGGAUUUCUUUCCCCACUGAGAAUAUUCCAUGGCCCUCCCAGGGGCUACGAAGAGUAUCUGUUAAUUCAUUCGGUAUCGGUGGCACCAAUGCCCAUUGCAUUCUCGAUGACGCCUACAAUUAUCUCAAUGAUCGUCGACUGACAGGAGCUCACUGCACUGCUCCAGUUGUCCCAACAAAACAAAACAUCAAGCGCCAAGUCUUAGCUAUUUUCAACAACAAUAACAAAGAAACGGACCAUACUUUCUCGGAAAGUGCAGAAGAAAGUGAUCAAUCAGGACAGGAAUACGUACUUAUUGACACCCCAUCAACAGACGACUUCUGCUCAUCAGCCACUUAUACCCCCACUGGCCACACAAACGUGGGCGAACAAAAGAAGAUAUUCGUGGUCUCUGCCUUCGAUGAAGAUGGGGUCAAGCGGAAUGCUGAUGCUCUUUCCAAGUACCUUAAGCGCAAGAUGCAGCAGUCGGGCCUCCACGUACAACUUCUUGACGAUCUUUCCUUCACUCUUUCCAAGAAAAGAUCCCAUUUCUACUGGAAGAGUUAUGUCAUGGCCUCUUCUAUCAAAGAGCUUGCAUGGAGCCUGUCAGGAUGCAAUUAUACCAGACCUAUCAGAACUACCCAAACGCCGAUUGUUCAAUUUGUCUUCACCGGUCAAGGUGCUCAGUAUCAGGCCAUGGGGAGAGAGCUCAUGAUAUAUCCUAUUUUCCGUGAAUCUCUGGAAGAGGCUUCUGACUAUAUUCGUCGAUUAGGUAGCCCCUGGUCACUACUACAUGAGCUCCUGACCGAACGAACAUCACUCCGAGUCAACUUACCAGAAGUUGCUCAUCCGCUGUGUACAGCCCUACAGGUUGCUCUUGUAGACCUUCUAGCCAGCUGGGGCAUCUUCCCAACACAAGUGAUAGGCCACUCAUCUGGUGAGAUAGCAGCUGCUUACUGUUCCGGAAAGCUAUCCCGAGAAGCUGCUUGGAAAGUCGCAUACCUCCGUGGAUAUGUGUCAUCUAAGCAACUAUCGGCGAACGGAGCAAUGAUGGCAGUGGGUCUCUCUGUGCAGCGACUGGAGCCAUAUUUGAAGUCUGUACGGAAAGACCUGACUGGGGAGCUCGUCAUUGCUUGUCAAAAUAGUCCCAAGAACAAUACUGUUUCCGGAGACGAGGCUUUGAUUGACUGCCUCAAAGAUCUUCUUGACGACGACGCGGUCUUUGCUCGAAAGUUGAAUGUCAAGAAUGCCUAUCACUCAGCUCACAUGCAAGCUAUCGCUGACGACUAUCUCCGCUUAAUGGGAACGCUUCUCCACGGAAGGCGAUUGGCAGCCCCUCAUCCAGUGCAGAUGUUUUCUACUGUGACUGGAAAGGAACUCAGAGAGCAUCAACUGCUUGGUCAAUAUUGGGUCGAAAAUAUGGUAUCUCCUGUCCUUUUCACCACCGGCUUGGCUGAAAUGACAUCUCAAUCCAAUGCAUAUGCUGGUUUAAGCGACUCAAAUCUCUUACGCUUCCUAGUGGAAAUAGGACCUCACUCAACUCUGCAAAGUGCAAUCAAGGAAUCUCUCAUUUCGGAUAGCCCCAAACUGGAAUACAAGUAUUCAAGUCUGCUCAAGCGAACAGAUCAAAGCUUGAACAACAUCCUCACUACUGUGGGCUGCUUAUCUGCCAACGGCUAUGAGUUGGAUUUCCAUGCCGUGAACAAAGCUUCCCAAUCACCAACAAGAGAAUCUCGGCUGUUGGUGGAACUACCACCAUACAGCUUCAAGCAUACAGAGAAGAUCCUUUAUGAGAGUCGGUUGAGCAGGAAUUUGCGAACAAGGAAGUUCCCACGUCAUGACCUCUUUGGUGCUCCAAGCACAGAUUGGAAUCCAAUUGCCCCUAGAUGGAGGCAUUUUAUCAGAAUAGACGAGAAUCCUUGGUUGAGAGACCAUGUGGUUACAGGAAACCAUGUUUAUCCCGGCGUGGGCUAUCUUAUCAUGGCCAUCGAAGCAUCGCGUCAACUGGCUGGUGAUGAAAAGACACAAGCGAAGAUCACCGGAUUCCAUCUCCGACGAGUCUCGAUGAAAAGAGCAUUGAUUGUCCCUGAUACAAAAGAAGGGAUUGAAGUGUCUCUAUCAAUGGCCACCGUUGACGAUUUUCCAUCUACAUCAAAAGUAUGGCGACACUUCCAUAUAACGUCCUACAAUACUUCAAGCGAUGAGUGGACAGAGCAUUGCACUGGCCAGAUCAUGGUUGAGCACGAAUCAGCACCUGAUUCAAUUGACGUUGGUCGCGAGGCAGCAGAAGAGAUAAAGGCUUGGAAAGAUGAUCUCGCACAUGCAAAUCAAGUCUGCAACAAUCCUCUCAACUUCAAAUCCAUUUACAGUAACCUUCACAGAUCUGGACUGGCUUUUGGCCCAUUGUUCCAGAAUCUUUCAGAGGUCCAUGGCAGUGGCCUUGGUCUCAGGUCAGCCAUUGGGUCUGUUGUUGGGUCAGUGAUCAUUCCAGAUAUCGCGCAGCACAUGCCAAAACAGUUCCUGCAUUCUCAUUUAAUCCAUCCUGCCACAAUGGAUAGCAUGAUCCACCUCAUGAUUGCAGCUGUGAUUGACUAUACAGGAAAUUCCAGCCUAGACCAAAUCAGGUUGCCAACCUUUAUUCGCGAUGUCUGGGUGUCGGCAGGUCUGAACUCAGCCCCAUCGCACAUAUUCACAGGACACGCUUCUAUAUCUGCAUUGAAGUCCCAGAAGUUUGAGGGUCAAAUUAGGAUUUUAGAUGCGCAGUCAAGUAUACCACGUAUCCGCAUGGAUGGUAUUGAGCUCACUCCCCUUGAAAGCAGCGUUUCUCAAACUGGUGAGCGAAAGCUAUGCACCACGAUUGAAUGGAAACCUGACGUGCACUUUCUUGAUUCCGACUCCGCUUGUGGCUUGACAACUCUUGCAUCUAUUAAUGACGAGGAAGCUAAACACUGGGUGAAGCAGCUCCAGCUUGCCACAAUGAUCUAUGUGACUGAUGCACUCACCGAGCUCAAGAAUGUCGAUUUCAUGAAGCUGGAUAAUCAUAUGCGAAGAUUUGUUGAUUGGAUGAAAUUUUAUCAACAGCUACUCGAGUCCAACGAAAUUAUCCAUCUUCCCUACAAAGAAUUCCAGCAGGUUGCACAGGAUCCUGCUUUGAGGGAAGCCAUUGACAACCAAAUCGAAUCACACAGUGCUGAAGGAGCCAUCACUGCCCGAAUGGGCCGAAAUAUUGUCAAGGUUAUCAGACAAGAGGUUGAUCCACUGCAUCUCAUGUUCGGUCAAGACGAUGUGAUGGAGCAAGUCUAUAAGGAAGGUCUCCAUCUCUAUAACCUACCUCAACAUCUUCAAAGUCACUUGUCUCUACUUCGUCAUCAACAUUCAGAAUUGAAGAUCCUUGAGAUUGGUGGUGGUACUGGUAGCUUCACUGCCGAGGUUCUUGCCAUCUUGUGCCCAGACCCUGGGAGGGACAAGGGCAGCGUAGCCAGCUACACAUUCACCGACAUCUCAUCUGGCUUUUUCGAAAAGGCUAAGCAACGAUUCCAGCCAUGGGCGAAUGUCAUGGAUUUUCAAUCACUCAAUAUUGAGAGAAAUCCAGUCGAUCAAGGGCUGCAACUAGAGAAGUAUGACUUGAUUUUAGCUGGAAAUGUCAUCCACGCCACGGCCAACUUGCAAGCCACUUUGCAAAAUCUUCGGUCUCUGCUUCGCCCAGGGGGUCAGCUUAUCAUGCAGGAAGGUAUCAGACAAGACUUCCUCUGGUAUCCGCUGGUUUUCGGGCAGCUUCCUGGUUGGUGGCUUGGUGAUGAGCCUAACAGAAGGUUGUGUCCUUAUAUUGCCUCCACUGAAUGGUAUUCACUCCUACGGGCAUCGGGAUUCUCUGGCAUUGACAUCGAGUAUCCUAGCUCUCAUGAUCCAGACCUGACUUGGCAGAGUAUUUUGGUUUCUUCUGCUGUCACUUCUGCUGUCAAAGCGUCCGAAGGGAACUCACUUGGUGAUGUUAUCAUCAUGACGAGUGGUGCAUAUCCCAAGAGCAUGUAUGAGCCUCUUGAAUCCCGGCUCCGUGGAGUAGGAUACACCAAUGUUCUCCUCUUGGAUCCCUCAGAGGUCAAGAAUAACUUGAAGCCAGAUUGCCUUUGCAUCUCACUACUUGACCUGGAUUUCGACUAUCUCGAAGAUACAAGUGCAUCAAAAUUCGAAACACUGAAGGAAAUCUUGACCAAAUGCCAUAAUAUAUUGUGGGUGAAAAUUGAUAGUCAAUCUCGACUGCAUUCAAGCAUGAGCCUAGGUCUUCUCCGAUCCUUGCGUUGGGAGCGAGAUGCAGACGGCUCCAAUAUUGUCAUUUUGACAGUGGCAGACGACAACAUCUGCCUAAAUACAACACUGGAUCAGAAAAUAGGCGAGAUUGUGAAGCACCAAUUUGUGGACACACCUGGUAUUGACCGUCACGCUGAGUAUCUGAUACGCGAUGGUAUAACCCAUAUCGGCCGCUUACAGGAGUCCGAUAUUGCAGAUCAGUUCCUUGCCAGCCAAUCAUCUGGGCCAAGGCCUAGCCUCCAACGAAUCGGUCACAUCGAUCAACCUAUUCAGUUGCAGGAGUCAGAGACCGGAGACUUUGGCUGGGUCAUCGAUCAGCAACAUGAAGCCCCGAUGGGUGCUAAUGAAGUCGAGAUCUAUACGCAGGCAGUGGGUCUCAGCUCAGCUGGUCUUUCCAAAGUUUUCUCUAAUGAAGUUGCCGGGUUCGUGACGAGAAUCGGGUGUUCUGUGAUCGACCUCAGCUUAGGCGAUCGAGUUGCAUGUAUCUCUGCCAACAAUUACGACUGCUUUCGAACGAAUAUCCGAGUUGAUCAGGGUUUGGUGGCCAAAAUUCCUACCAACAUCACAUUUGAGACUGCCGCCAGUCUGCCUGUUGCGCUCUUGACAGCGGAAUUUGCUUUGAAUCAAUCAGAAAUCCACGCGUCAGGAAAUCCUUCCGAUCCAAAUCUCCGAUGCGCCGUGUUAGUCCAUGAUGGUAUGGCACCUGCUAGUCGAGCGGUCAUUCAAGGUGCGCUUGAUUAUGGAGCUGUGGUAUAUGUCUGUGUUGCAACAGUUCAUGACCGCAUAGUCAUUUCUUCGCAAUAUGAGAUCCCCGAGCAUCAGAUUUUCUCUAAUCGAGACUCCUCAUUUUCAAAGGUUGUUAUACGAUGCACCAAUGGCAAGGGAGUUAUGUUUAGUUACAACACUCCAUCCGGCGAGGCGUUCCAAGAAACAUUGAAAUGUCUUUCUCCAUUCGGAACGAUCUUCCAGUUCACAGGUUCAGAGCAAGAUGCAAGAACUACAGUUGAUCUGGCUUCACUUCCCCAAUGUGCCAGCAUACGCAGGGUGAACAUACCUCUGAUGGCUCAACGUGGAGGGGAUGUUGCUCUUCGGCUUUCAGACCGACUCUAUUCUUGUCUUGAAUCUUACUCUAAUGGCUCAACUAAAGAAAUUCAAUCUGUGACUGUCAUGGACUUUUCACAAAUCAAGGAAGGCAUCCAAGCCCGGAACAGUGGCAAAGGGGGAAGCAUCGUCUUCACUCUCAACCCAACGACCCUUAUUCCUGUCAUCCCACAACCACCAACACCAUAUCAAUUCGAUUCAAAUGCCUCUUACGUUCUCGCCGGUGGGUAUGGUGGCUUAGGCCGCAGUCUUACACGAUGGAUGGCAUCUCGCGGUGCAAGGAAUCUAAUCUUCCUCUCUCGCUCAUCGGCAUCAACACCAGAGAAAGUGAAAAUGCUCACCGACCUCACCAACAUGGGCUGCAUAGUCCAUUCUUUCGCAUGUGAUGUUUCAGAUGCCGGAACUCUCGAAGCAUUAUCCGAAUCAACAUUUCCCAAUCUACCUCCCAUCAAAGGAUGCAUCCAAGCCUCCAUGGUCUUACGAGAUUGCGCCUUCGAAUGCCUCUCAUACGAAGACUGGCAAGCAGCCAUCAAACCCAAAGUCCAAGGCUCCUGGAACCUACACAAGACCCUUCCCAAAGACAUGGACUUUUUCGUGAUGCUGUCCUCCGUCGCAGGCAUCUUCGGUAACCGCGGACAAUCAAACUACGCAGCAGGAAACACUUUCCAAGAUUCACUGGCCGCCCACCGAGUCUCACAGGGCCUGAAAGCGUCCAGCCUCAAUUUGGGGAGUGUGUCCAAUGUGGGCUGGGUAGCCGAAAACAGGGAUACGAUUCGCACCAACACGGCACCAUUAUUCGAGCUUCUGAGUGAGGAUGAAGUACACGCAGCUGUGGAAUUCCUCAUUGAUCCCCGGAACGAUGAAACAUCAGCUCACGGUUCGCCUCCUCGGUCUCAGCUUGUCCUUGGUCUUCCCACCGCAGAGAUGUGUCGCCAAAACGGUGUGCCGGCGCCUGCAUACCUCAACUACUCAAUGUUCACACACUUCCGUGAUGCAGCCAAGGCUAAGAGCGGUGAAACGUCUGAGCAGAGGACUGUCAGUACUGCUGUGCUCCUGCGAACCGCUUCUAGUCCUGAGAGUGUCGUCACCGUGAUUUCGAACGGAAUUGUUGAUCGGCUUGCUGCUUUACUUGCCAUUCCUGCCUCGGAAAUUGAUGUUCAACGCUUUGGCUUUGGCAGUAUUGAUUCACUUGUCGCUAUGGAGUUCCGCUCGUGGAUUACUAGAGAGCUUCAGGCUGAGGUCUCGCUGUUGGAUAUCAUGGGGGCUGAGAAUAUUAGGGCUUUGAGUGAGAGAAUUGCUGGAAGGACACGGCUUAUCAAUGGCACUGCUUGA